GUCAGGACUCUUUUGUCCUCUCUGGUCACCUGCAUCCUGCAUCCAUUCGACCUUACUGGGCAGAACUUGAUGCGUGCCAUGUUCGGCAGGUGCUGCUGCAUUCAGCCAGAGGAUGGCCAUGAACAGGUCUUCCACACGGCGACUCCCAUGGAGUUUCCUCCUGCCGGUGAGCGCAAGGCGCUACAAGUGCCGCCUGAUUUCAGCAUUCGCAGUGUGGACUCCAAUGCCUCUCCAGGAGCUGGAUAUAUCAGUCUCAGCGAGGAGCAAAAGGCCAGGGAGAUGACCAAGCUUCAGCACAUGAUCCGGGACUUUGUCAUGGAGUUCUUGCAGGGCGUUUUCUUAGAUGCCGUGCUGGAAGAUGGCUCUGUGGUCCCCUGCAGAUGUGUCAUGGACAGCAAGCUCUCAGUGCUCAUGUUGCAGGUGCAUGCCACGACACGGACAGUGGAUUUGACCAGCAUCCAGGAGAUUUGCUCUGGAAAGGAGCUCAAGGACCUGCAGGUCACCACACCUUUGGAUGACCAUUGUGUGACCUUGGUCAUGGCGGAUGACCGAUGUGUCUCCUUCAAGUUCCCCGACCGACAAGGCCGUGAGCACUUCGCCACCUGCAUGAAGGUGUUGCGAUUGGCUCUUGACUGAGAGAAAGAGCCAGAGCUGGCGAAUUAGCUUUUAUGGAAUGGACUAGCGCCAGGAAGGGAUCUCAGCAGGAUUGUAACUUACUUGAGCUGAGCCAGCUAAGCUUCCAAGACAACAUGUAUGUCGAUAUGAGAGAGAUUUGGACCGGUGCCCGAGUGAGUCAAGAGCUUGUGG
This is a messenger RNA of Durusdinium trenchii, 807 nucleotides long. Lineage: Eukaryota; Dinophyceae; Suessiales; Symbiodiniaceae. The record is from the annotation of a GenBank genome assembly.